Molecule: messenger RNA, 6654 nt
Organism: Asterias rubens (European starfish)
Lineage: Eukaryota; Metazoa; Echinodermata; Asteroidea; Forcipulatida; Asteriidae
Product: reelin-like
Biological process (GO): neuron migration; central nervous system development
Molecular function (GO): lipoprotein particle receptor binding
Source: RefSeq, a predicted model, not a curated record
UAAGAAUCCAACUGUUGGGCACUGGUGAUAGCUCCCCUGCAGCUAAUCAACAUGCCACAUGUCAUCCAGGAAUACGAUCAAGAGGUGUCAACCGGGCCAGGGGCACUCAAAAUGUCUCCCCUUGAAGACACUGUGUUUAUACCGCUCCAAGUGAUGCAUAAAUCAUGUGUGUAAUGAUUUGGAGAACCCAGUGUUGGUCGGCGACAGUUCAGACACACCGCUAAACCGAGUCAAUCAGUUUGCGUUGUGAAGCGCGAUCGGUGCUGGAUCCAACUUCAGAAAUCUAUUUCCAUAGAAGAUUCAGACCAUCAUAGGAAGCCGAUGGAAUGUGCUUGUAAUCUCUCACUUUUUGUGUGUGUGGGAAAUUAAGUGUUGUUUUUUCUUCAAAUCCAAACGUGUGGAGACGACUUUGUGAGAAAUCUCUUGGUUCAGUGAGCCGGUAAGCCGUAGAAAAACAGGAUUUGUGUUCCCAAUUUGACGCACAAUGGAUUGUCGGAGGAACGUGUGAUCUUUGAAGUUUGUCGUUUUCAUUCUGUAGUGGUCCCGAGUUCUCGCUACACGAUACCAGGAGUCAAGCUCUAACAGGGUGACAUUUUCGCCCCUCAGUGGGGACUCGUCAAGAGUCAAGUUUGUACAUCAAUCAGCCAUGCUAACCAUCGGCGUCUUCCUGUGUAUAUGUUGCAGUUGUCUGCGCGGUGGGUCGGCUCAGCUUUUCAGUUACCCCUGUCAGUUCAAUGGGGCUGAAACAGACCUCGCAGAUGAGAGAGGGGAGGUUGCGUUGUCCAUUAACAUUCAGGGAGAUCCAGAAUAUUACAUUCCUGGCACUUUGUAUGAAGUGAGCCUUGAAGCAACCUCGGACUUCAAUUUCCUGUCAGUCACUGGACUCUUCACAUCCAGCACCUUAACAUAUGGGGCUGGCCCACCCCUGGGGAAUGCAGUGAGUACAUCGGAUACUGGUGCCCCCAUCCCUGGUGUCCCAUAUACAUGCUCCAUGGUUCAUCAGCAGAUGCUUCGGACACCCCAGAAUUGGGCUUCUGUCUACUGGAUCGCCCCAGAAGAGGGUAGCGGUUGCGUCAACUUCAUGGUGAAUGCGUUUCUGAACCAGCAGGUUGUAUUGAAGGAUGCCCUUUCCUUGCAGCUAUGUGAAAGAGGGAUGGCCACACCCCCUCCAUUCAGGCCACAAUUAGCUUCUGUACACAGUGAUGGGGUGAUAUUGAGGGAUGAUUUUGACUCCUCGGUGGCUCUGGACUACACUCUCUGGUCGGAAAUGCAUGGCGGUAAUAUCAGCAACACAUGCGGUACAGUUCUCCAUGGUAACGCCAUGGUUUUCUGCAACGCCCUCGGGAGACGAGAGUUAAGCACUGCCCAUUUGAAUCUGACAUCCGCAACAGUUGUGCAGUUUGCCUUGAGUUCUGGUAUUUGCAAGCCUGGCAUUGGUGAUUACAGUCUGUCUGUAUCCUAUGCCAUCAAUGACCGAGUAGACUGGCAUCUGAUUGAGAAGAUACGAGUCCCAACUGAUGGCCACACUACCAUUCACAUAAUGCAUCUCCCUUUUGAGGCUCGUCAGUCAGGUGUCUGUCUUCGUCUUCAUCAAGACCUUGCUAUGGACGUUCACAGUUUCUAUGGAUGUUGGGCAUUAGAUAACGUCUUAAUAACAAGCUCAGCCAACACACCCCGCUUCUUGCAGGAGGAUUUUGAUCCAAUACGCAUGGACAACUGGCUGUUCUUUCCUGGUGGUAAUAUCAAGUCUGCCUGCCGUUCAGAGAGUAAUGCUCUAUUCUUCCAUGGAAGUAAGAGUGACCGUGAUGUCAAUCAGUUUGCAACGACGCAGGAAUUAAAUCUCUACAUCCCAGCAUCUGACAUCAUCCUUGAAGAACACAUUGAUGGGGACAGGUUACCACUAAAUUGGAAUAUCUCUGGUGGUCAUUUAAGUGAGAUGUGUGGCGUAGUGCACUCUGGAGUCUCACUGGUGUUCAGUGGUGAGGAGUACCGGUCAGUCUGCACACCGUAUAUAGAUGCAACCAACGCAGGCAAUAUGAGGUUCUACUUUACACUAGGAGGAGGCUCUUGUGAUCCAGCUGACUCCAUUGAUGUCCAAGUAGAGGUCAUUGCUGAUGUAGCUGGUAUGCAAGCUCCUAUUCUACUCAACACCCUGGCCUAUAACUCAUACCGAAAGCCCCAGGCAGUGUCUGUCAGCAUACCAGCAACUGCCAGAUCCAAAGCAACAAGAUUCUGUCUCCAGCAGAGGAUCCACCAUGGCCUGAAUCGUAACGUCUGGGCCGUGGAUGAGAUCCUGAUAUUACCAUGGCAACCACAAACUAUUAUUCAUCACUUACAAUUUGAUAUCAACAUGGGAUGUGGCUCUGGGGAUGAGAGUAGUGAGUUGAUCGAUGGUGGAGAAGGAAACACCGUGUUUGUGGAGUUUUCAACUGAUAGAGGGCGGUCUUGGUCCCUGGUUAGAGGGCAAUGCCUACCAGGGUCCUGCCAAGGAUCUGUGAUAGUAGAGAGCUCUCUGUAUAGUCACCAAGAUUUACACGAUGGAUGGACCCGUGUGAUCCUGCCAAUGCCCUCGGCAGCUUUGACUCCAAUCACAAGAUUCCGAUGGAGACAGUCUGAACCUGCUCCUCAUACUAGAUGGGGAAUUGAUAAUGUGUACAUUGGUGAUGCAUGUAGUUCUCAUAUGUGUAGCGGUCAUGGCAGAUGUACCCAGGAUGGUUGUAGUUGUGACUCAUCUUUCACUGGUGAAGACUGCAGCUUGCCAGAGUCACCUCUCUCUUCUAAUCUAACCGAGGAGUUUGAAGAUUUCAACGUGGACAUAGAUUUCAAGUUCUCUUCAGUCCGUGGUGGUGACAUUGGUUAUGAGUGUGGAGUUCUCGCUACUGGUAAAGCAUUAGUAUUCAACCAGGCCAAUAAGAGAGAGCUUAUAACACAGGAGUUAGACACAACACAAAGCAGGUACCUUCAGUUCACUGUCCGUAUUGGCAGUCACUCCAGCGUCGGAACCUGUCCCUCAUCUGAUGACCAAUCAGAAGGCUUGUUACUGUUGUACACAUGCAACAAUGGAAUUGAGUGGCAGCUGCUGAAACACAUGGAGUAUGAUGGCUACAAAACACCACGGGGAGAGGUGAUACAUCUUCCAGAGUCGGCCAAAUGUAAUGCCUGCCGUUUCCGUUGGUGGCAGGCAUCCCAUUCAGGCUUUGGUCGUGACGUCUGGGCUCUGGAUAGUAUCUCACUGACGUCCAUCCUGUAUAACACAAUCAAUCUGGACAUGAGUAAUGACCGAAUGGUCCGAGAAGGUCUCAGCUUCCAUCUUGGGGAGGUACAGGACUUCUGCAAGGCAAACUCAGCUCUUGUGUUUUCUGGCCGUAGUGAGCCUGGUGGUAUUCGGUAUGCAGAGACCCAGAGUUUACAGAUAGGUGUCUCUUAUAUACUACAGUUUGAUCUGGUGAUGGGAUGUGGACAAAGCUAUGGCCAACCUCAUAGAGAUGAUAAGAAGGUGUAUCUUGAAUAUUCUAGUGACCAUGGUUUGACCUGGCAGCUUGUGAUUAACGAAUGCCUACCAGGUCAAAGCGCUUGUCAAGAUGACUACCAUAGUGCCAGUAUUUAUGAUGACACUCAGUAUGGUGAAUGGACUCUAGUUACUGUGCUACUUCCACCAGCAACAAGAACGUCAUCCACAAGAUUCAGAUGGCGACAGUCGGUCUUCAGUCAGGACGACUCUUGGGCUAUUGAUAAUAUAUACAUAGGUAGAGAAUGUCCCAAGCUUUGCCUUGGACAUGGACACUGUGUGGAUGGCAUCUGCAGCUGUGACGGAACUGGUUACCAUGGUGAUACGUGCUCUCCUGGAUACCUUGCCUCUUCUGUCAAAUCAGAUUUUGAGGAAGCAGCUGUUCUGUUAUCUGAUUGGAGGGAAGUUCAUGGUGGAACAGUGACAAGCGGCGAGGAUGGAUGUGGAAUCAUUACUUCGGGUUCCUCCCUGUACUUCUCAGGACCUGGCGUUCGUCAAUUCGUUAGCCAUGACCUCAACACCAGAGCAGCUUCUUUUGUCCAAUUUUACAUCCGUCUCGGCGGCGAUGGCUCGGACCAAAACUGCCGUGGGGCUGAUCAGCGAGAAGAAGGAGUUUUACUACAGUACUCUAAUGAUGGUGGAAUUACAUGGACAUUGCUUCUGGAGUUAUACUUUACUGACUACAAAGAAGCCAAAUUUGUUUACCAAAAGCUUCCCCAGUUGUCAAAGACUGAGAACACCCGGUUCCGUUGGUGGCAGCCUAAACAUGGUGUAUUUGGAGACCAAUGGGCUCUAGAUGAUGUGUAUAUUGGCAAUGAAUUCAGUGCAGCAGUAGGGGAUAACACAUAUGCACAGGAUGAAGGUGUGAACCAUGACAGUCUAUGGAUGGGUAUCAGUAAUGGUGAACCAGGAAGCUACUGUAGUUCAGUUAGAAUGAAGGCAUUAGUCUUUAACCAGCAGGGAGGAGAUCGCUUUGCUAUCACUCGUAAACAGGCAUUGAAAUCGGGCGAUGUACUACAGUUUAAGAUUGUGAUAGGUUGUUUAUCUGUUGGAUUUACCCGCUUUGCCCCAGUCUACCUUCAAUAUUCUCAUGACAAUGGUCUCCAUUGGGACCAGGUGAUUGCUACGUGUUACCCUAGCAGCCAUGAUGAAGGACAUUGCAGAGAGACGGGGGAUGGCUAUGAGCAAGGCAGUUUGUACCAUGUAGGACAGUAUGCCUAUUGGAGAUUGGUGUUAAUACGUCUACCCCGGCACAUCGUUCAAAAGAAAACUCAAUUUCGUUGGUUGCAAGUUGAGGAUAAGUUUGCCCCGACAUUCAGUAUUGGUGAUGUGUACAUAGGGGAGUCAUGUCUGGAUGACUGCCAUGGGCAUGGUGUUUGUAGAGAAGGACGAUGUCAUUGUGACCAUGGAUACAGAGGAGCAAGUUGCCUGCCAGUUAGAGAGAAUCCAACUGGGAUGAUGGAUAAGUUUGAGACCUCUGUGAGUUCAUCUUGGGGUAACCCUCAAUCAGGGACAAGGAGUCAAAGCUGUGGCAUGGUCAAGAUGGAUAAUUCAUUAUACUUUGGAUCAGAUGGACCCAGAGAGGCAAGAACAAUCCCACUCAAUACCACAACCAUCAAAAUCCUUCAGUUUUAUGUACGGAUUGGCAACAUGAAUGGAGGAUCACUCUGUAAGGUUGCUACCUCCCGCAGUGAAGCUAUUAUUGUGCAGUAUUCUAGUAAUAAUGGCAUAGCAUGGCACACACUGCAAGAGUUAGAUCCCACCUCUAUGGAGCUUGCCUCACCAGUUAAGAUCACUAUGAAAUUACCAGCUGAAGCCAAGACGAAUGACACAGUGUUCAGGUGGUGGCAGCCAUUUGUAUCAAUGGAUACUACACAGGCUCAGUGGGCUCUAGAUAACGUUCUGAUCGGUGCUAAUGACACUCAUUCACAAGGCUUCUAUGAUUCAUUUGACACACAACUUACUGCCAACUGGUACUCUGUCAUGUCUGGUAACCAGAAAGCGUACUGUGAAUCAAGACGGGAUGCUUUGGUAUUUGACGGUGGAAGUGGGACUCCGAGGUAUGCCGAGACGUGGGACUUUGAAAUAACUCCCGCAACAUUUCUUCAAUUUGAAAUCGUCGUGGGAUGUGGCCAAACCACCGGCUCCUCAUCGGAGAACCCAGUUGUCUUGGAUUUCUCUGUAGAUAUGGGACAGAACUGGCAUAGAGUGAAGGAGGAUUGCAUUCCACCUGAUAUGGGAUGCGGAGGCUAUGAUUUAGGGAGUGUUUAUGCGGCUGAUAGGCACUCCAAGUGGACUAGAGUUACUGUAUAUCUAACUCAAGCUGCAGUGUCUCCUUCUACUCGUUUCCGAUGGUCCCAACCUACCUUUGAUGCAAGCCAGGAUAUCUGGGCUUUAGACUCUGUCCAUUUAGGUCUCCAUAACUGCCCAUGGAUGUGUUCUGGCCAUGGGGGAUGUCAGGAUGGCCAGUGUGUCUGUGAUUCUGGUUUUGGUGGUUCUCGCUGCGUUCCUGAACAACAACUGCCCAAGAUGUUGAAGGACGAUUUCUCUCAGGGACCCUUGUCACCGUCUCUUUGGGCAAGUGCCUACGGUGUGACGAUUGGUAGAAUGUGUGAAAGCAUCAUGGUAGCUGGAAAUGCCGCUGUCUUCAAACAGGGCACUGGUGGUCCAAGGAUGCUCGUAACACAAGAUCUUGAUUGUACCAUGAUGGAAUAUAUGCAGUUUACUUUCCGCUAUGGUUGCCCUUCACAAGGUCCAGUCUCCCCUGAUAGAUCCCACGCUGUCUUAGUCCAAUACUCCAGUAAUGGAGGCACCACGUGGGAGCUUCUUAAAGAAUUGCACUACACUGCACACCUUAUGCCAACCUUCCAUAACAUUAAGCUACCAAUGUUCCACAUCAAUGCUACACGCUUUCGUUUCUGGCAGCCAAGAUAUACAGAUGACAGAGACAACUGGGGAAUUGACGAUCUCCUCAUUGGUGGAAACUUAAUGGCUACAAACAUACUACAGACCAACUUUGAAAUAGGAAUCUCUGAAGAGGAUUGGUUGUUCUAUCCCGGUGGUCAGCUAGGCCAAUUCUGCCCUCCGAUUCAAGGCGAGAUACCCAGUAGUUUAAGAUCCACACGCUCUGCAGGAAAAACUGACAG